AUGGCGUCUACUUUCGGGAAAAUAGUCGUGGGUACAUAUGUGGAGAUAAAGCGCAGCGAUGGACGUAUACAUCAAGCCAUGGUGACCUCGCUCAAUGAGGACAAUGAGAGCGUGACUGUGGAGUGGAUAGAAAAUGGAGACACAAAAGGGAAAGAGAUUGAUUUGGAAAGCAUAUUUGCACUUAAUCCAGAUGUAGCACCAGAGGAGGAGAUCUCUCCCAGCCCUGAAACUCCUCCUCCUCCCACACCUACAGGUGUCAAAGUCAGCAAAAUUGCUAAGAAUCGACGCACAAUAGCUCCAAAUAAGUCUGAGACACCGUCCAGAGAUAACAGAGUGCUUCCAACCCGCGGCCGAGCCCUGCCAUCGCAGCAGCAGCCGCCACAGCCUUCGCAGCUUCCGCAGCCUGAGUCGACACCGCCGCCUCCUUCACAGCAGCCAGCUCAGCUCACUCAGGCCCAGACUCAACAGCAACUACAAAAUGCACGGAGAAAGUCUAAUUGUGUGAAGGAAGUAGAGAAACUGCAAGAAAAGAGGGAGAGACGGCGACUUCAACAGCAAGAGCUAAGAGAAAGGAGGGCGCAGGAAGUGGACACGACUAUCCCCAACUUUGAGAUUAUGUACAUGAUUAGAGAUUUCCGAGCCAGUUUAGACUACCGGCCAUUGACAACAGCAGAUCUGAUUGAGGAGCACAGGAUCUGUGUGUGUGUGAGGAAACGUCCACUAAACAAAAAAGAGUUGGCCAUGAAGGAUUUGGACGUGAUCACAAUUCCAAGUAAAGACGUAGUGAUGGUGCAUGAGCCAAAGCAGAAAGUCGAUCUCACCCGUUACCUUGAGAACCAAACAUUCCGCUUUGACUAUGCUUUUGACGAUAGCUCCACAAAUGAGAUGGUCUACAGGUUUACAGCCAGACCCUUAGUAGAAACCAUCUUUGAGCGAGGCAUGGCUACCUGCUUUGCCUACGGACAGACUGGCAGUGGAAAAACCCAUACUAUGGGCGGUGACUUUUCUGGUAAAAAUCAAGACUGUUCGAAAGGAAUCUAUGCCCUUGCCGCUCGGGAUGUAUUUCUCAUGUUGAAGAAGCCCAAUUACAAGAAGUUAGAUUUACAAGUUUAUUCCACGUUUUUUGAGAUCUACAGUGGGAAGGUUUUUGACCUGCUGAAUCGAAAAGCCAAGUUGCGAGUACUAGAGGACGGCAAGCAGCAAGUGCAAGUGGUUGGACUUCAGGAGAAAGAAGUAAAAUGUACAGAGGAUGUCUUAAAACUCAUAGAAGUCGGCAACAGCUGUCGAACGUCAGGACAGACAUCAGCCAAUGCCCACUCAUCCCGAAGCCACGCCGUGUUCCAGAUUAUCAUCAGGAGGAAAGGCAAAAUGCACGGAAAGUUCUCUCUUAUUGAUCUGGCUGGAAAUGAGAGAGGUGCCGACACGUCCAGUGCUGAUCGGCAGACGCGCUUAGAAGGGGCGGAAAUCAACAAAAGUCUGCUUGCUUUAAAGGAAUGUAUCCGUGCUCUGGGUCGUAACAAACCACACACUCCCUUCAGAGCCAGCAAACUCACCCAGGUUCUCCGCGACUCAUUUAUUGGAGAGAACUCGCGCACAUGCAUGAUUGCCACUAUCUCUCCCGGAAUGACUUCCUGUGAGAACACAUUGAACACACUACGUUAUGCCAACAGAGUCAAAGAGUUUGGGAUUAGUCCAUCGGACAUCCCCUUCUCCCAGGGCGGGCAGGGGAACCGUCCUGACCUCUCACCAACCAAUACCUAUGAGUAUGAUGACUAUGCUGCUGUAUCUCCCAGCAGGGUAAAAGAGCUUACAGUGGACCCUAACCAGGUGAUGGAGGGCGGCCGUCCCAACAUCCAUACUGUAAAUCAGUUGGACCUAGAUGAAGAGUGGAUGGGCCUCUCUCCUCAGAGGGACGACCUCAAGCUGCUGUGUGAACAGAAUGAGGAGGAGGUGUCCCCUCAACUCUUUACUUUCCACGAGGCCGUGUCUCAGUUAGUGGAGAUGGAGGAGCAGGUUCUUGAAGACCACCGGGCUGUUUUUCAGGAGUCCAUUCGAUGGCUGGAAGAUGAGAAAGUGCUGCUGGAGAUGACUGAAGAGGUGGACUAUGAUGUUGAGUCGUACGCCACUCAACUUGAACAGAUUCUGGACCAGAAGAUUGACAUCCUCACGGAGCUCAGAGAUAAAGUCAAGGCAUUCCGCUGUACACUUCAGGAGGAGGAGCAGGCUAGUAAGCAGAUCAACCCCAAGAGGCCACGAGCUCUUUAG
Knipowitschia caucasica is the source of this 2265-nucleotide messenger RNA. The record is from the annotation of a GenBank genome assembly. NCBI's taxonomy places the organism in Eukaryota, Metazoa, Chordata, Actinopteri, Gobiiformes, Gobiidae.